This is a messenger RNA of Melampsora larici-populina 98AG31, 1035 nucleotides long. RefSeq lists its product as uncharacterized. The transcript is spliced from 5 exons. Lineage: Eukaryota; Fungi; Basidiomycota; Pucciniomycetes; Pucciniales; Melampsoraceae. The coding region runs from base 1 to 1035 and encodes 344 amino acids. The record is from RefSeq and is a predicted model, not a curated record.
AUGUCGGACACAUCACCAUCCACUCAACACAGCAUCUAUGCCUCUGGCAAUUUCGAGAUUGAAAAUAAAGUAUCCCCAAUCACCAUCGCUGGCUCUGGCCCUGAAUACAUUACCUAUGCUGUUUCAAUUGGGUGUAGAGGUGCUGACCGUGAUGCAAGAUUGCUGUACGAGAUCAGGGCCACCGGUCUCGCAGCCAACGAACAUAAACUCUACAAGGACCACACCUACUUCCUCCGUGGUCCUUUUUUCCCCACAAACCUACCUCAGACUGAAAGUGAUCAAUUUAUAUUCGAGGGUGCUGACGCUACAUUGAUAGCAUCACUUGAUAACUAUGAGGGAGAAUCCGUGGACUCGGUUGGUAUAUCUGGUCUCGGCAUUGUUAUCAACAUUGAACACAUCACCGAGAAAUGUUGUCAAUACCUCAAAAAAACCGGCCAGGAGGAUGAUCUACAAACAACAGUUGUUACUAUGCAACAUUCCGAAUUUAACCCCAUUCCGGUCACUGACUCGUUAUUUCAGAGUCAAAAAACGCACAUGAGCAAGGUAGAAUACCUAAUUCGGCCCACCCCAAAUCUUGCUCGCAUUGCUACUUAUUUGAAAACAGGACGUGAAUGCGCAAUACAUGGAUAUAUCAAAGACUUCAAUGUGGAAACGAGCUCCUAUGUCGUUGUAGCAAACAAAUUAUACAUGACAAGUGGUUAUCAAGAUUUAACAGCACCCACCAAAGCAAAAACUGUGGGAAAUGGUAUACCAUCAAAGAAGCCAGUCAAGUUUGUAUCAAGGGCGGUCUCCUCACCAUUUGUAUCGCCCAUUCCUACUUCGGGCUUUUCCCGGGCAGUUGUUUCUGGGUCUGGUGAAGGAUCCGAAUUGCAAGUGGAAUCUGGGUCCGGUUCCUCCCCCGCUUUGUCAUUACCGUCGACGUCUAGCAGUGUUCCAAAAGGCCCAAAGACCACUGGCCAACCACCAAAAAAGAGAGCCCUUGCUCCUCCAAAAGCCAAGGCCAAGAAGAGUGUCACUAUUGCUAAAUCACGAUGA